Guyanagaster necrorhizus is the source of this 618-nucleotide messenger RNA. RefSeq lists its product as uncharacterized. The record is from RefSeq and is a predicted model, not a curated record. The transcript has 4 exons. Lineage: Eukaryota; Fungi; Basidiomycota; Agaricomycetes; Agaricales; Physalacriaceae. Bases 1 to 618 code for a protein of 205 amino acids.
AUGAAUGCUCAAUAUCCCGUUAAACCCCAGCUGGAAAUUGUAACAUGUGCAAGGCGCGGCACAGAGUUCAAGGUCGAGUUGUGGCCGGAAAAUACCGUCGUGCCCUCCUUAGAUUUCAACUUUCACCUAGUAACGUUUAUUGCUGAUUCGUACACGGGAACGUUCUUUCCUCGUACGCCCAGGUUAACUUCCAUUCUCCUGAAAGCGAAAGUUUCCCCAACUGCGAUUACAGCGCUGCCGCCCCGGUUCAUCAAUGACUUACCCGUGGAAUUACUCCACGAAAUAUUCCUUUGGGCGAUUCAGGACGAUUCUGCCAUUGCUGCGCGCGUCAUCCAGUCCCUGUGGACGCUCAGCUAUGUUUAUCAUCAGUGGAGGCACAUUGCGACUUCCUUCCCAUAUCUAUGGUCGACUGUACAUGUAGGGUCGACGCGACAGUCGCUGCGUCAUUCUUUCUCUAUCAGUAAUAUCGAGGGACUCAGCACCGUGCUCCGGUGGUCUGGAACCACAGCCCUAAUGCGCAGGGUGGAGUUUACGGAUCACGAACUUGCAGGUAGUUAUACACACGUACGCGACUUGCUCAAAACUCGAGUGUCGGAUCGCGUCGCUGGAAAUCCAUAA